GAUUCUGAGAGGUUCGAAUAUUCAGUCAUUUCUGGUCAUCUCAACCUCACUGAACAGUAACUGCAAAAUCAUCAUUGUCAAAAUGAACAAAGUAAUUCUCGCCGUAUUCUUGGUCCUGUGCGUUGUUGCACUUUCCGUCUCACUCCCAGUUGAAGAGCAACAGCAGGCAGCUAUUCCUCUGGUACCUCAUGAGGCUGGGGAUGAGACUGAUGGGGGCGAAAUCAGAGAAAAGCGACAAUUUUUCGGAGGAUAUGGCCGACGAGGCUUUGGGAGACGCGGCUUUGGGGGCUACGGAAGAGGCUACCGUGGAUAUGGUGGAUAUGGUGGAUAUGGAUUCUAUGGAUAAGCCUAAACUUGAUGGAAAAAUCAACCAAGCCAUUUUUUCUACACGUUGCUAAACCAAAAUGGCAAUCUGGCACUUAAUAAUUUGUGAUACUACUCAACCAUCUUAACCAUAUUCGUUUUCAUAUUUGAACAAAAUUAUUGUAUGAAAUAAAUUAUUGUUCUUUUUGAAAA
Messenger RNA from Folsomia candida, 516 nucleotides. RefSeq names its product neuropeptide-like protein 32. The record is from RefSeq and is a predicted model, not a curated record. The transcript is spliced from 6 exons. Lineage: Eukaryota; Metazoa; Arthropoda; Collembola; Entomobryomorpha; Isotomidae. The coding region runs from base 83 to 346 and encodes 87 amino acids.